AUGACCAGCCCUGACGAGGCGAGAAACAUAUUACACGAGGACUUGCACGUCCUCCUGGCUACUGUGCCGAUGGCGGAUAAGCUGAUCGUCCUUGGUGACUUUAGCGUCCGCGUCGACACAGACCAUGCUGUCUGGAGAGGAGUGCUGGGUUCCCAUGGUCUCCAAGGCUCCAAUGAAAAUGACCUAUUCCUCCUACGAACCUGCGCAGAACACCGUCUCAUCCUGACAAACAUCUUCUCCCGCCUUCCGAAGCGAGAGGAGGCCACCUAA
This is a messenger RNA of Spirometra erinaceieuropaei, 270 nucleotides long. The record is from the annotation of a GenBank genome assembly. NCBI's taxonomy places the organism in Eukaryota, Metazoa, Platyhelminthes, Cestoda, Diphyllobothriidea, Diphyllobothriidae.